Clupea harengus (Atlantic herring) is the source of this 5457-nucleotide messenger RNA. It is a transcript of the gene ercc5, whose product is annotated as ERCC excision repair 5, endonuclease. Gene Ontology annotation, biological process: nucleotide-excision repair. Gene Ontology annotation, molecular function: single-stranded DNA binding; DNA endonuclease activity. The record is from RefSeq and is a predicted model, not a curated record. Gene Ontology annotation, cellular component: nucleus. Lineage: Eukaryota; Metazoa; Chordata; Actinopteri; Clupeiformes; Clupeidae.
CACGGUGAGAUUACAAGUAGGGCUAUUUCUCAGAAAAUGGACUUCUCGCAUAAAGCAAACUAUGAAUACAAGACAUUGUUAAUUCAAAAGUGGUCAGUAGUAGAUUGUAUUCGUUGUAAUGACUUAAACCAAGGCUUUUCAUGAGCCAAAGGUUAAGCUAUAUGCUCAGAAACAGGCAGCCUACAUGGGGGAUUUUCAAGAUUUACAGAUUAUGCAUUUCAUGGAGGGAACAAAUGUCUCUGACCAUGAUCCACAAAUAUGCAAUCAUUUACAAAUAUGUUUUUCUAUCCACAAACAUAGAACUCCUUACUCGUCGUGACUUACUACGUUCUCAUUUGUAUAAACGUACUAUGAUUUGUACAAAGGAAUGUCUAUUUCUAAAUGCAUACUUUAUCAUAUGUGAAAAUACAUCAUAGUUUGCAUGUGUAUUUGUUGUGAAAUGCCAUUUGGAAAUCUGUAAUUCUUAAAGUGUUGAAUCUGCAUUUGUGGAUCAUCCAACACAUUAAUCUCCACUGAUGUCAUUAGUUUCCACUGUCAUUUUGAGACAUUCUUUUAGCUUUUUCACGAUCCACACACUAGACUAGAAGGUCUUGAUGCACACAAAUGUGUCCCUCCCGCACAAACAUAGGCCAUGAAGGGCGGCCACUAGGUGGCAGUCUUGUAUAAUUCAGGCCGUGGUGCAUGUAGUAGCCUAAGCCCCAAGGUUGUUGAGGACAGGGGCAAUGUUAUACCAAACGUCCACAACCUUUCCACUAUGCAGCUGAAAUGGAUUCUGACAGGUCAACAAACUGGAUACUUAUCUAAGGUGUUGUAGAAUCAGCACCAUGGGAGUACACGGGCUUUGGAAGUUGCUUGAGAGCACCGGGAAGCCAAUCAACCCCGAGACACUGGAGGGGAGGAUUCUGGCUGUCGACAUCAGCAUCUGGCUAAACCAGGCAUUGAAGGGUGUAAGAGAUCGUGAUGGCAACACAAUACAGAAUGCACAUCUUCUCACUCUGUUUCACCGCCUUUGCAAACUUCUCUUCUUCCGCAUCAGACCCGUAUUUGUGUUUGAUGGAGAGGCACCUCUGCUCAAGAGGCAGACUCUGGCCAUCAGGAGACAGCGGAAAGAUGAAAUGAGUCAGGAGUCUAAGAAAACCAAAGAGAAAAUGCUGACGACCUUUCUCAAGAGACAUGCCCUUAAAGUGGCCCUGGGAGACACAAGCCAGGAAGCUGUGCCCAGUCUUCCCACGGUGAGGAGGGAUGAAGCGGACGACAUGUUCGUCCUCCCAGCGCUACCUGCACCGCUGCAGAGGGAGAGCAGGCCCGUCAGCCCUGAUGAAGAAGAGGCCCCCGAGUGGGAGGAAGCAGCGCACCCCUACAACAGCUGGCAGGAGGACAUGUAUGAAGACCCCGGUGCCGUGGACAUAAACUCGGAGCAGUUCUCCCAGUUACCCCCAGAGAUGAAGCAUGAGAUUCUCAAAGAGAUGAAGGAGUUCAGCAAGAGACGGCGCACCAUGUACCACACUCCACCAGAGAAAGCAGGUGACUUCUCCCAGUACCAGCUGGCAGGGCUGCUGCAGAGAAGACGUUUGAACCAGCGUCUCAAGGGUGUGGAGCAGGAAAUGAGUCAACAGUCCUCUGCAGGUCUUGAGCUCCCACAAGACUCAGAGCACAGUGUGGAGACACGGCGCCUCGUUUCAGAAGACUCCUCUCACUAUAUCCUCAUCAAGGGGCCCCAGAAAAGCACCACGGUUCCUGAGAGCCAAGCAGCUGACACAUCCUCUGGCCCACUGACUAAUCAUGGGAAGUCAAAAGGUCAACCUGAAUCCCUCUGGCCCCAGAUAACAGUGGAGAGUCCUGAGGAGAACCGUCCCUCCUCUUCUAAACCCUCACUGCCUGGCAGGGGCCGGCCAUCAGACUGCCAGCCCCCUUCACCGCGCACCCUCCAGGCCAUCCAGGCUGCUAUGGUGGACAGCAGUUCAGAGGAGGAUGAUCCAGAGAGAAGAGAUGCUCCUGGAAGUCCCUGGGGUGACAUGUCUCCUCGUACACUGUUAGCUGUACAGACUGCCAUGCAAGAGGAAGACAUGGUUCUCACACAGCCCCAGAAAGGGCAGGAAGUCUGCAGGAAGCUUCCCGAGAUGGGCCCUUGUACCUCCAAGGAACUUCAACACUUAAACACAGCGCCUGCCCUUGAGCAAAGCAAUCUCUUCACAGACAUACAUGAGAGUUUUUCAGCAUGUGGUGGCACUGUUAGCAGUUCAGAAGAGGAGCAGGAUGGUGGAGCCGGUGACACACAUGUGCGUUCUCAGAAGCAGCUGAGCAAGAAUGUGCAUAUUCAGGAGCAGGAGGGGGGUGCUUCUCUGAGAGCAUUGGGUGCCAUCCAGAGAGGUACGAAUCUGGCAGAGGAGCAGAGAAGCUGCACAGAGGAAGAGGACGUGGUAGAGUGUGUGGGUGUGCACAACAAGGCAGACCUGCAGGGAGAUGGAGAGUCAGUUGAGAAGGUGAUGAGUACGAAUACGCUAGCCAUCAACACCCCUUCAGAUACCAAAGGUAGAACCAUCACAUUGUCAGAUGAUGAAUCUAGUGAACCGCAGUCAACCGCUCAAUCACCCCAGCCUGUCAGUGGCUUGUCUGAAAGACAUGACGUGAUCUCCACAAUACAAACUACCUCUGAGGACAACCCUGAGAAGCUGAGGUUUCCUAGGAAUGUCCCUCAAGGGAAUGGACACGGGAUGAAGCUGGGGGAGAAGAAGGGAACACAGUCCCCAGAUGGUCAAGAGAAGAGUGAGAGUGAGAGUGAGAGUGAGAGUGGAGAGAGCAGCACAGAGGAGAACUUUAUUGAAGUGUCGGAGGGGGAGGAGGAGGGCGCGGAGCCACACCCUGGUGAGUCUCUACUCAAGCGAGACGCUGCAUCGUCCCCUGUGAAGCGCCCUGAGGCCUCGUCCCCUGUGAAGCCUGAGGACCUGAUCCAGAAGGAGAAGAUGGAUGAAGCAAUGAUGGAAGUUCCAGAGGGCCAAUCGAGAACUUCUCAGAAUGGAGAGGAGAAAGAUGUGAAAGGACUGAGUCCACCACCUCCAACUAAUGACUGGGAACAUAUAGACCUGGCGGAGCUGAGGCAGUUGGAGAGUUCCCUGGAGGUGGAGCAGAACAGCCUGAGAGGGCAGCAGCAACAACAAGAGAGAGGAGCUGCCACUGUCACUGGGCAGAUGUGCCAGGAGAGCCAGGAACUCUUGCGCCUCUUUGGUAUCCCCUUCUUGGUGGCCCCUAUGGAAGCUGAGGCCCAGUGUGCUGCUCUGGACCGGGCUGAACUCACCCAUGGCACUAUUACAGACGACAGUGAUAUUUGGCUCUUUGGUGGCCGCCACGUCUUCAAAAACUUCUUCAGCCAGAACAAGUAUGUGGAACACUACCAACUUAUGGACCUCAAGAACCAGCUUGGCCUUGACCGGUUUAAGCUGAUAAACCUGGCUUACCUGCUGGGCAGUGACUAUACAGAAGGCAUACCUGGGGUGGGAUACGUCACAGGAAUGGAGAUCCUGAAUGAGUUCCCAGGCCCUACAACAGAGCCACUCAUCCAAUUCAGUAACUGGUGGUCAGAAGCUCAGGAGAAUAAGAAACUGGUGGCUAACCCUAAGGACUCUAAGGUGAAGCGUAAGCUGAGAGCCCUGAAGCUUCAGACAGGAUUUCCAAACCCAGCCGUUGCUCAGGCGUACCUUCAGCCAGCUGUGGACCCCUCAGAGGCCUCCUUCAGCUGGGGCCGGCCACAUCUGGAUCUCCUCAAGGAGUUUUGUCACAAUCGUUUUGGUUGGAGCCGUAAGAAGACUGACGAGGCUUUGCAGCCUGUUCUGAAACAGCUGUCUUCACAACAAACGCAGCUGCGCAUUGACUCCUUCUUCCGCAUGGAGCAGCAGGAGAGCCAGCAGAUCCAGAGCCAGCGCCUCCGUAGAGCUGUCACCUGCAUGAAGAGGAAGGAGCGUGAGGAGGAACAGGAGGAAGAGGAGGAGGAUGAGGAUAUGAAAGGCACAAAAAAGGGAAGGCCUGGCAGGUCAGAGCAGAAUAGGGAACCAAUGAGCUGCUCUGUGGCGUUUGAAGGAGGCUUUAUGGGGUCAGAAGGAACAGGUGCUAAUUCAGGAAGACUUGAGGAGCCAGUGGGGAUGGACUGUAAAAGUACUGCACCAACUCCGAAAGUGAAGACUCAAGAGUCCGUACAGAAAAACUGUCCUCAGAAGGCAGUCUUAAUCGAUAGCAGCAGCUCUGACUCAGUGAGGAAGGACUUUAAAAGUACUGCACCAACUCCGGAAAAGAAAGUGAAGACUCAAGAGUCCAUACAGAAAAACUGUCCUCAGAAGGCAGUCUUAAUCGAUAGCAGCAGCUCUGACUCAGUGAGGAAGGACUGUAAAAGUACUGCACCAACUCCGGAAAAGAAAGUGAAGACUCAAGAGUCCGUACAGAAAAACUGUCCUCAGAAGGCAGUCUUAAUCGAUAGCAGCAGCUCUGACUCAGUGGGGAAGGACUGUAAAAGUACUGUACCAACUCCGGAAAAGAAAGUGAAGACUCAAGAGUCCGUACAGAAAAACUGUCCUCAGAAGGCAGUCUUAAUCGAUAGCAGCAGCUCUGACUCAGUGGGGAAGGACUGUAAAAGUACUGCACCAACUCCGGAAAAGAAAGUGAAGACUCAAGAGUCCAUACAGAAACACUGUCCUCAGAAGGCAGUCUUAAUCGAUAGCAGCAGCUCUGACUCAGAUAGUGAAAGUGGUUGGGCUGUUCCUAUGGUUACUGCACAGUCUGUCUUCAAUAACAAACCACAAAGGAAGGGAAGAAGAGGGGGUCGUGGAAAAGGCAGGAGUGGACUCUGAGGGAGUUAUAUUAACAUUAAUGCACACCUACUGUCAGGAGUGGACUCUGAUUGAGUUAUAUUAACAAUAAUGCACACCUACUGACACGCACCAACACUUAGAUAAUCGUGACUCGUGUCAUUUUUAUCAAUAAGAAAAAAAGUCUUAAGCUGUACAUCUGUGAUUGGUCUAGUCAUUAGUACAUUUCGUUUCCAUUGAGGUGACCAUGCUGCAGAAUAAAUGUUAGUAACCUUGGGGUUCACACUAGGUUGAAACCAUGGGGUCCAAAGGGCUUUCAUGUUGUGCAUCUGUAAAUGUGGCCCUGUUUAUUAGAUUCCAUUCCUUCUCACCACAUUCUGUUUUUGCCAAGUGUGUCCAGCUCCAUCACACAAUGUAUUUUUGAAUGAUUUCUUGUUAUAAUGGCUGCUACAUUACGUCAGUGAUGUGUGAAAACUGAACUACUGGGAAAUUCAUUUAUGAAAUUAUUCUUUUCACACCCAUACUGAUGAUUACUGUGACUGCAUCUGUUUUUUUCCCUUUUUUUUUGUUCUCUCAAUCUUAGGUUCUGUACUUGAAGCCUUGAAGUUUCAAAGUAUUUCAGAGUUUUCUGUGAUCUAUUAAAAGCCACUCUUGUAGAUCA